UUUGUUUCCAACCACCGCACAGGUAGCGAUUUUUAUUUAUUUCGUACAAGCGAACUAAUAUCAAAAAUAAAGAUUCAGUUAAGACUCGAAACUCAGCCGAAGCUGAUGUCUUUUAAUUUUCGCUCGGUCGUGAUAAAAUUCGCUAUUAAUUUUUUUUGGAACUUAUUUCAUUUUGUGAGUGAUUUAAGUUAAGUGCAUCGGUUUCAUAAAAAUAACAAAAACAACAUUGUAUAAUAUAUAUUGUAUUAAAAAUGUCGGAACCAAAAUGUAAAAUGGACCAUUUUUGUAAUGUUUGUGGACGUUUCAUAGCAAGCGAUGAAAAAUGUGGCAAUGCGAGUGAUUGUUUUUUGGAAGCCUAUAAACAAUAUUUCUCGCAAGAGUUUAUCACUGACGUAAACUAUGCCCCUAAAAAAGUUUGCUUUAAUUGCUAUUCAAGUGUUAUGCAAUGGAAAAGUGAAAAGAAGAAGGCUAUGCCUUUUGGUAUACCAAUGAUGUGGUUAGACAACAGCCCGCAUCAACAAGAAAAUUGCUAUGGAUGUAUCAACUACCAUAAAACUUUGAAUAGAAGGAAAGCAAAGAAUAAAACUUAUGUAGCAGUGCCAAGUGUCCAAUUACCAUUACCGCACUCAGAAUUCGUUCCAGUACCAACAUACCGAAGUAUUGAUCUUCAAACAGAAUACGACCCUGGUGAAGGUACAUCCUAUGAAAUAUCAAAGGACCCAAUCCUAGUCACACAAAAGAAUUGUUGCAAUUUUGUGUUUGACUCAGAAAAAAUCAGAACAACUGGCUUCAUUUUUGAAAGGAAAUAAUUUGCUGGCGAAAGGUACCAAAGUAACAGCAUAUCGAAAAGGCCAAAACGAGUUAGAAAAG
This is a messenger RNA of Rhagoletis pomonella (apple maggot), 870 nucleotides long. RefSeq lists its product as uncharacterized. The transcript is spliced from 2 exons. The record is from RefSeq and is a predicted model, not a curated record. Lineage: Eukaryota; Metazoa; Arthropoda; Insecta; Diptera; Tephritidae. Bases 252 to 809 code for a protein of 185 amino acids.